GGUAGGUAGCUAGGUACCUAUUUUGCAAUAUUUCAAUUUUUGUACACUCCUUUCAAUAAAUAGGUAUGAGUUUGUUUCUAUAAAUUCUAUAGGGGCAGGCCUAAAAUAUUUAAAUAAAAAUGCCCAGUAACGCAAAGACUCGCAUUGCAAACCGCACACAACUAGGUAUUGCUGUGAUAUGUUUCAUUAUUGGUAUCAUAUUAAUAGCUUUGGGUGCAAAAUCAUUACAGCCAUCCGAAAGGACUAAAUCGAAGGACAUUGUGGUUGACUACACAAACUGCACACAGCACAUAUUCAAUCAACCCGAGAUCCGAUGCAUUGAUUACAAUCUAACAAGCCCUGUGUGUGUUUGUCAACACCAAUUUGUUGUACCCGAACCGCUAAUUGGUAAUAUUACUUUAUACUAUGAAUUGGAUUCAAAUGUACAGACAGGAGAUUCCUAUAUUAAUUCUAGAGAUGAUCAGCAGUUAUCAGGACAAUUGUUCCAAGAGCCAGCGGAGGAGUGCGACCCUUAUAGGUUCGACGAUUCUGGCAAGCCUAUAGCCCCGUGUGGGGAAAUUGCUGAUUCUAUGUUUACUGAUAAAUAUUUGUUGAGACGACCCGGCGCACAGUAUAUGAAUGUUACAUAUUACGGAAUGAUAAAGAAGGAUAUGACUAAGUAUCACAAUCCGCCCUGGAAUAAGUCAUAUCCGCUUAAAGAUGCAUUUAAUGAUUUCGCUAAGCCUAAAAGUUGGAGUCAACAUAUUUGGGAGUUAGAUCCUGACAAUCCUGAUAACAAUGGAUUCGAGAAUGAAAGGUUCAUUGGAUGGAUGACUACUACAAUGAAACGCAAGCCUGCCUGGCGACUUGAUUCCUCUUAUAGUGUUCCAAACGGAUCGUAUGUAUUGAGGGUGGAAUACAGUUACCCGCCAUCUAAAUAUAAUGGUACGCGGAAGGUUAUAUUGGUCGCAAGCUUGAAUGUUCUAGACUACGGUUCGUAUGGCGGUGGGGUGGCAAUGGUCGUUCUUGGUGUUAUCUCUUUAGUACUCUCCUUGGUUUUGGCAGGUUAUAACAUUAUGUUGUACUUGAAUAGCCGCAGGGAAACCAGGGGGGCCGGCGAUGCGUUCGGCGGCCUCAUGAAUUAGGCCAUCGGAAUCACAUUGAUUUAUAUUUUGUAACUUGAAAAGGUUGAGACUGCCCAGCAGUGUAGCAAAAUUUGUAAUAUUUCCGGUAAUUUUUCUGGGCAUAGUUGAUUUAAAAAAAAUGGUUAGACAAUGCUACCGUCAUAAGGAAGAAGGGCUCGACUAGUGUUCCAGAUCCUUAGUCCACUAUCGAUAGUGUCGAUAAUAAUUUCUAUAUUGAGUAUUGAAAUUCAUCUCUUCCGGAUAGUAUUGCACUAUAUUAAUACUAUUGUGAAUUGCAAACUGAGCUAUCGAUAGGUCUAUCAAUAUUUUAGAUGAUUUCCGAGGUCAACUAUCGAUAGCCCUCAUUUGGAUGAUUAUUUUUUUUCAAAAUCCAAGUCAUUACAUAUUCGUUUUCAGUGAAAAAGGCGCAUAUUUCAUUAUAUUAUUUGGAAAAACUUCGAAUACGCUCUUCUUGCUUAUAGCGACAGUAUGAAAUUUUCCGUAAUACCUCAACGCACGAGUUUGACUCGCACUUGACUGGUUAAUUUUAUGUGUGAAACACAUAAUAUAUAUUCCUAGGGACUAAGGUGUAAAUGGAUUUAAGAGUAAUAUUUUCUUAGUUUUCGUAGGGCUAAGCUUAAAGCUACUAGUCUUGGAAGCAUUUACCAUUUUAUAUUUAGCUUUUACUACAUUUUGUCUAUAAACCCUAUAAAAUAAAUUAGCUCUUGGCUAGCAACACUGGGUGUUUAUCGGCCAAUGUUGAACAUUCUACUUAGUAUUGUAAUAACAAAAAAAAUGUAGUUAAGAAUUAGUUUUCUGUUCUUUAUAGACUGUAUAUGAAUCUCUCAACAAAAUUACGCCAAAGAAUAUAAAAAUCACUGUAUUAUAUGAGUAUCAUUUAAACGGGCGAAGCCGCGAGUGAACAGCUAGUUCUCAGUUACUCAAUUGUUUUACAUUUUAUAUAAAUAUUAGCUGAUGCCCGCGAAUUCGUUCGCGUGGCCUAGCUGGACCAUUAUGACUCUUCUUCAGGUAGGUAUUCAAAAUCUUCAAUUUUUAUAUACUUAAACAAAAAAUGGCUCAUCAGCCUGCUCAUCAGGCUGAACAACUUUUGUUAGGGCGUUAUUUCUAUAUUUCCUAUAGUUUACUAGGACCAUCAUGGGUCUACAUCAGGUGUUCCAGAUCUUCGAUUUUUAUACCUCAACAGAAAAUGCUCAUCAGGCUGAACAACUUUUGUUGGGCGUCAUUUCUAUAUUUCUUAUAGUUUAGCUGGACCAUCUCCAUCAGGUGUUCCAGUUUUCAAAAUCAUUUAUACCCUAUAUUCGCGCUUAAUAGCUAUAUAACAAAAAGUUUCAUUCGAAUCCUUCCAGUAGUUCCGGAGAUUAGCGUAACGCCUAAUUUUAUUUUUAUGUAGGUAAAAAUAUAUUCAAUAUACAAAAUUUUUUAUUCUACUGUUUUAUUAUAUGUAUUGAUAUUUAAGUAAUCUUGGUGGACAGUAUUUAAAAAUAAACAUAUACGUACCUAGUU
Messenger RNA from Plodia interpunctella (Indianmeal moth), 2627 nucleotides. Its product is annotated as cell cycle control protein 50A-like. NCBI's taxonomy places the organism in Eukaryota, Metazoa, Arthropoda, Insecta, Lepidoptera, Pyralidae. The record is from RefSeq and is a predicted model, not a curated record. The transcript has 8 exons. Gene Ontology annotation, cellular component: plasma membrane; Golgi apparatus; endoplasmic reticulum. Bases 120 to 1124 code for a protein of 334 amino acids.